Molecule: messenger RNA, 881 nt
Organism: Gloeophyllum trabeum ATCC 11539
Lineage: Eukaryota; Fungi; Basidiomycota; Agaricomycetes; Gloeophyllales; Gloeophyllaceae
Exons: 6
Coding region: 77-667 (196 amino acids)
Molecular function (GO): ubiquitin binding
Source: RefSeq, a predicted model, not a curated record
CGUACCUUGACAUUGCUGCCUACUCGAAAUUCUAGUUAUCCUCUACCUCGUUACGAUAUAAGAGAGUGGAUUUAUUAUGGCGGAGGUUGUCAACGUUCUUGUAGCCUUUGCGGUCAUCGUCAUCUUGUUUCGUUGGGUAACGUCCAGCAAAGAGUCUCCAAAUGAGAGGUCGGCGGCCAGUACGCUGGGGUUCCGCCCGCGAAAUAUCACUGAGCAAAUGGUAGACACCGUUCAGGGCAUGUUUCCUGACAUACCGAGAGACAAUAUAAAGUACGAUCUACUCCGUACGGGAAGCGUCGAUCAGACAGCAAACAAGAUCCUCGAACGGGGGUUCUUAGAUGCGCCUCCCGCCGCCUACUACACCCUCUACCCCAGCACAGAACAAGCCCCGCCCGCGCGACCCGCUCCUGCGCCAGCGGGCAGCUCAACGGCGACGACGAAGCCUAAAUCAGAUAACCUCAUCAAGCGCUUCCACCUUGAGGAGAAGGUGCAGCAGCCGGUGCAGAUAUCCGAAGCGGAGGUCGCGGGGAAGGCGGUGUGGGAGGACACGCCGGAGAAGCGGGAGGCGAGUCUGCAGGAGCGGAAAGCGAAGAUGAUUUUGGCGGCGCGGCAACGUUUGCUAGCUCAACAGCAGCAGGCGGCACCCCGUUCGGCUGGAGGUUCAUGACGCUCCAUGACCCCCGUAAUGUCUAUCUUUCUCGGUACCCAUGAGGAAAGAAUCGGCAGACAGGAGAAAUCUACUGGCGUCAAGGUCAUUGUAUGUAGCUGAGCAUUUACUCGUAUUCUGCCGCCCAUUCGCGAAGGUAUCACUGCUGCACAAACUGGCAGACCAUCAGGAUGCGAGGAUGCGGCCCUUUAGACGGCCAUUUGCAUAAUUUACG